This is a messenger RNA of Sorghum bicolor (sorghum), 678 nucleotides long. RefSeq lists its product as uncharacterized. The record is from RefSeq and is a predicted model, not a curated record. The coding region runs from base 1 to 678 and encodes 225 amino acids. Lineage: Eukaryota; Viridiplantae; Streptophyta; Magnoliopsida; Poales; Poaceae. Gene Ontology annotation, molecular function: nucleic acid binding. The transcript has 2 exons.
AUGCCGUUCCGUGCCCCAGGGAGCGACGUUCUGGGUCCCCGGCCGCCGUUCCAGCCGCAGCAGGCCAUCACUGCCGCCGCCAACAACUCCAACGUCUUCAACCCCAGUGCGCUCCACGCCGCGCUCCAGGCGUCCAGCGCAACACAGCAGUCGCCCGGCACAUCCGAGUGGUUCUUCGACACCGGGGCAACGUCCCACAUGUCAUCCUCUCUCGGUAACGUCCUUCCCAGCUCUCUUCAUCCUUCUUCUUCUGUCAUCACAGUCGGGAAUGGUGCUCGCAUGCCGGCCACUCAUCGAGCACUCUCAAUCAUCCCCACUGCCACCUCCCCACUACACCUCACUGAUGUUCUUAUUUCCCCUUCCCUCAUUAAGAACUUAAUCUCAGUUAGGCGCUUAACUCGUGAUAAUGCUGUUUCAAUCAAGUUUGACCCUUCUGGCUUUUCCAUCAAGGAUCUUCGUACCAGGGCGGAGAUGCUCCGAUCUCCUUCGGCAUUCUGGGCCGAGGCCCUCGCCACGGUUACCUGCCUGAUCAACCGGCGACCGUGCCGUGCCACGGGAAUGGCAACCCCGUACGCGCUGCUGCUCGGCACGCCGCCCGACUACAACGAGCUUCGCGUUAUUGGAUGCAGGUGCUUCCCCAACACGAUCGCCACGGCGCCCCACAAGCUCGCCGCGUGA